Molecule: messenger RNA, 2605 nt
Organism: Dromaius novaehollandiae (emu)
Lineage: Eukaryota; Metazoa; Chordata; Aves; Casuariiformes; Dromaiidae
Gene: UBE2QL1
Product: ubiquitin conjugating enzyme E2 QL1
Exons: 2
Coding region: 463-1404 (313 amino acids)
Source: RefSeq, a predicted model, not a curated record
GCGGCGAGGCGCGGGGACGAGCCCGCCGCGGAGCCGCCGGGGAUUGGCUGGGUCGGCGGGAGCUGGGGGCGCUUUGGGGGAGCCAUCUGCUGCACCAGCGAUUUUGCCGGGGGGGUGGCUCGCUCCUUCUUUUCUUUCUUUCUUUCCUUUUUCUUUUAACUUUUGACGGGAUUAUGGCCCCGGCAGCGGAGCGCUGAUGCCUCCGAGGGCAGCCCCGGCGCUGCUGCGACGCUGCCCGCCGCAGCCCUAGCGAAAGGCGGCGUGUGAGCGGCGGCGGGGCCGUCGGCCGGCGCUGCAUCCUCCCGCAGCGGCGGCGCCUCUCUCUCCGCGUCGCCCGCUGCUCGAUGCGCCCACGCUAGCGAGGGAGGGCUCGCAGCGCCUUCGCUUCCAGCGGGGGCACCGCAUUUGCCAGGCGGCGGGUUAAGAAAAGAGAGAAAGGAGGAAAAGCGAGGCGCGCGCAACAUGGCCACUCUGCUCCGGAAAAUCGGCCUCAUUCGGCUGCACAACAGGGACACGGAGGACCCCAAGCACCACCACCACCACCGCAGCAGCCAGCAGGGCUCCUCGCUGCGGGCCAAGGGCAGCCAGAAGAACAGCAGCAACAAGCCGCCGCCGGGCAGCGCCGGGGGCGGCGGCUGCAGCAGCAGCAGCAGCGGCGGCGAGGGCAGCCCCGGCGGCCACAGGAGCAAGAAGGCGCCGGAGCCGGCGCGGCAGCCGGCGCAGCCCGGCCCGGGCGGCGGCAGGGAGAGGCCGAGGGAGGCGGCGAGGGACCCGGGCUCGGUCAAGGAGAGCAAGGCGGCGCUGGGCAGCGGGGGCCGACCCGGCUCGGCGCCGCUGGGGCCGCUGCCGUCGGGCUCGGCGCCGCUGGUGCCCGCCGGCCGGCAGCAGCACUGCACGCAAGUGCGGACCCGGCGGCUGAUGAAGGAGCUGCAAGACAUCGCCCGCCUCAGCGACCGCUUCAUCUCGGUGGAGCUGGUGGACGAGAGCCUCUUCGACUGGAACGUGAAGCUGCACCAGGUGGACAAGGACUCGGUGCUGUGGCAGGACAUGAAGGAGACCAACACGGAGUACAUCCUGCUCAACCUCACCUUCCCCGACAACUUCCCCUUCUCGCCGCCUUUCAUGCGGGUGCUCAGCCCCCGCCUGGAGAACGGCUACGUGCUGGACGGCGGGGCCAUCUGCAUGGAGCUGCUCACCCCCCGCGGCUGGUCCAGCGCCUACACGGUGGAGGCGGUCAUGAGGCAGUUUGCAGCCAGCCUGGUCAAGGGGCAGGGCCGUAUCUGCAGAAAAGCUGGCAAAUCAAAAAAGUCGUUCAGUCGUAAGGAAGCUGAAGCAACAUUUAAGAGUUUGGUGAAGACCCAUGAAAAAUAUGGGUGGGUCACCCCACCCGUCUCUGAUGGCUGAUAUUAGCAACCGGCACUUGGCAAAAAUGCUAAGCAAAAGUACUAUGACAUCUCCUCAGUGCUGUACACCACCCAUCCUUUUCUAUUUCAGCUUCAGUUAGAUACCGUGAAUGUCAAGGAGACACCUAAGUUAUUUAUAAACAGAUGUGUUUACAGAGGAAGAGAAAAAAAAAAAGAAAGCUGUUUAGGAUUAUAUUUCAAGAUUGGAGACCGAUCGUCGUUGAAGUCACCUGAGCGGAGGUUGAGAUGGCAUCAUUAGCCCCCAUACGAACCACAUUGUCUGCAGCUUCUUUCCGUGACAGCAGCACCAAACAGCGGUACUGGAAAGUCUAUCCAUUACUGCUCAGUUCAUUUAAAUGUAAAUGAAACAGUUAAUAUUUAAUAGGGAAGCAGUGCAUUGCAGGUACAUAUUUGCUGUGCUGUUUAUCUUUGUCUCCUAGCAGGUCAACAUAACUUGAAGAUUUGUCUUUAUGUGGAACUGUGGUCUGCUGUGACUAAAUUUAGACCUUAUUUGUGCUCUAUAUAUGACCUUUAAUUCAUAAAUGGAACAGAAUUACAAUGAUGAAAGGUUCUAGUGUUGAAAAAUUAUUAAGUGGAAUCACCCGACUGGCUACAAUGCGCAAUCUAUGCUGAUAUUGUGGUGUGCUGUUUAGAAACAAACCAGUGCAGUUAACUGGAGGUUAGGUGAUUUUUUUAAACACAUCCACUCCAAAGCCUGGAGUGGCUGAUGGUAGCAGAACCAUUAUUAAACCUUCCAGUACCUUUUACAGUAGCAUGUGACCUGUCAGUUCUGCAAAAUGGCAAAGCAAAUAAAUGGAAAGGGACAAAGCAACCUUAAAAAAAUUAUCUGCUUAACUUUAAAAUGAUGUGCCAGUAACAGAGUAAAACUUUUUAAAGCAAAUGAAACAUGGUUUGUAAAAUGAUUUGCAUGACUGGAUUCUUCUUUUUUCUUUUUACUCAAUAGACAUUGUAUGUACUUAGAGCCCAGUAUCUGAGAACCCCCCCCGAUGUAUAUAAAUCUCCUAUUAUUUAAUCAUUAAAAUUUAAGUUUUCUGGUGAACAAUUUAAAAAACUUUUUAAGGGACUCCAAAAAAUCUGAAGGUAACAUUUAGAACUUUAUAAGGAAAGCAUUAAAAAAAAUGUGGAAUUGAAAUGGAAAAUCGUAUUGGACACAUGCUGAAUAAAAUCACCAGUAUCAUUUU